AUGACAUUAGUGAAGGACGUGGGCCUCGGCACAAAGGCAGUCUCACUGGUUCGUUUGGUUAAAGCUACACUGACAGCGAGCAGCAGGGAUCACCUACUCCGCUCUGCCGGUGGUCGCACUGCGAGUCGUGGGGCUGCGCGAAGGCGGAAUGAGCCCAUCGGCGAUCGGGGGGGCUCGCGGGCUGCAACUCGCCGCUCUUCAGCAGGUGGUGCAUGCAGAUAACUCGUGUGAAACAAAACAAAUGUGCACUGAGGUUGGAGACGAGCAGAUCUGGUAUAUAUGGUUUUGCCUGGCACUCCUCACUCUACUUGUCCUCUGCUUAGUCCUUCUCUGCUGUAUCCGGACCUGGCUGCUCCGUCAAAACCACCUGGCAGCAACGCGGACCCUCACAGUUCUGGCGCUGAAUGACUCGGAUUCUAUUUAUGUGAGCGAAUCAUCUCAGUUCCCCCACCCUGGCAGCAGGAUUCACUGUCGUCCUUCAGGAGUGAGCACUGUGUACACCGGUACCCAAGACUGUACACUCCCUCCUUCAUAUGAAGAAGUCAUGAAGACUGUCAAGUUGCAGAUCUCCAGUUAUGAAGCUUCUGUGGGUUCUGCUCCGUUGUGGUCGAGUCUUCAACCAAAACCUGUUUAGUUGGACCUGAUACUUCAAAAUGGUGCAGGGGUUACUUCUGCCUCUCAGCUCAAGCCACUUUGACCCAAUCAUGGUCUGCGUGGAGACUGAGUGUUCUCCUUAUGUCCUUGUGGGUUUUAUUCUUCUAGGUUUAUAAGGUCAUUAUUGUCACAUGUACAGAAAAUAGUGAACUUCAUAUUUGCUUGUGCUAAUCAACAUGCAGCACAUUGUCACUCCCCAGUGCCAUGGGUAGUGAAUAUUGGUGCUUAACCUUGAAACUCUGGUUUUCCUUACUUGCAAAAUCAUAAUAUCAGCAUUCUAGGAGAGAACAAAAUAAUUUCACUGAUCUGAGUUACAAAAAUUUGAAAUACUUCUUAUUGGUUGUUGAUGGUUUCCUUGCACGCAUCACUGCUUUUAAAUUGGCCACGUUUAAAUUAUUGUGUAUGAGGAUGUCCUGGCAGACAAGGUUGGUUCCUGCUGGGAUAACAUCUCAUCUCAAUCCAAAAACCAUUUUCAGAAAAUAGAUGAAUGGAUUUGGUCAAUGGUCGUCCCUCCUGGAAGGAACACAAAGCCUUACUUUUAGAUUAAGCACAUUCCUGAAAAGUGUCAAUUUUUUAAAGGAAUGCCAAGCAAAUAAAGAAGUAAGUCGGCCCUGCUUGUGUAUAGAGCCUGUUGAGACGAGAUGCCGUUCCCUGAUGUAGUCAUAAGAUGGCAGAAUUGCACCACUUUGUAGCCUUACCGAGGCGCGCGGUCCUCUUGUUUUACCAGACAGGACGAGGCGCACGAACACUUCUCUCUAAGAGCUGGAAAUUCCCACCAUGUAGAAUCGACUUCACCAGGACUGCAGCUCCCAAACUGAUAAGGAAUGAAAAAUGGAAACACUUAAGCUGAUCGGGGACUGCCGUGUGGCUGACAUUAAAGAUCCAGUGACUUGUGGUGAGGUUCAUGGCUGGUGAGGCACUGACUCCUUUAGAGUCAGAUUUACAAAUAUAUGAACGCAAAAGAGUAGCUUAUUCACAAUUCAACUGGCAGCAUGCACAAUGAUUACUGGUUAUGUUUCAUAUCUCAUCAGCAUACUUUAGUAGUUUUUAAAUAUUGGAUUUUUUUUC
Messenger RNA from Polypterus senegalus (gray bichir), 1722 nucleotides. RefSeq names its product transmembrane protein 207-like. The record is from RefSeq and is a predicted model, not a curated record. NCBI's taxonomy places the organism in Eukaryota, Metazoa, Chordata, Cladistia, Polypteriformes, Polypteridae. The transcript has 5 exons. The coding region runs from base 149 to 634 and encodes 161 amino acids.